Messenger RNA from Dipodomys spectabilis (banner-tailed kangaroo rat), 3976 nucleotides. RefSeq names its product beta-1,4-galactosyltransferase 1 (gene B4galt1). Gene Ontology annotation, molecular function: beta-N-acetylglucosaminylglycopeptide beta-1,4-galactosyltransferase activity; cytoskeletal protein binding. Gene Ontology annotation, biological process: protein N-linked glycosylation; carbohydrate metabolic process. NCBI's taxonomy places the organism in Eukaryota, Metazoa, Chordata, Mammalia, Rodentia, Heteromyidae. Bases 106 to 1272 code for a protein of 388 amino acids. The transcript has 6 exons. The record is from RefSeq and is a predicted model, not a curated record.
CCCCGGUCGCCGUGGUCGCUUAGCGUCCGGCGGGCGGGCGGCCGGCCGGGCGGGCGGUCCUCUCUGCCCGUAGCCCACCCCCCCUCUUAAAGCCGCGGCGGGAAGAUGAGGUUUCGGGAGCCGCUCCUGGGCGGCAGCGCGGCGAUGCCCGGCGCGACGCUGCAGCGGGCCUGCCGCCUGCUCGUGGCCGUCUGCGCGCUGCACCUCGGCGUCACCCUCGUCUACUACCUGGCCGGCCGCGACCUGAGCCGCCUGCCCCAGCUGGUCGGGGUCUCCACGUCGCCGCAGGGCGGCUCGAACGGCGCCCCCGUCGGCGCGCAGCCCUCCGGGGAGCCCCGCUCCCGGGGGCCCCGGCCGCCGCCGCCUCUAGGCGUCUCCUCAGAGCCUCGGUCGAGCCGCGACUCCAGCCCCGCCAGCAACUUGACUUCGGGGUCCCCCGCCGCUGCGCGGUCGCUGCCCGCUUGCCCCGAGGAGUCUCCGCUGCUCAUUGGCCCCAUGAUGAUUCAGUUUAAUUUUCCUGUGGAUCUGGAUCUUUUGGCAAAACAGAACCCUGAGGUGAAGAUGGGUGGCCGUCACAAACCCAAAGACUGCAUCUCUCCUCAUAAGGUGGCUAUCAUUAUUCCAUUCCGCAAUCGGCAGGAGCACCUCAGAUAUUGGUUGUAUUACUUGCACCCAAUUCUGCAGCGUCAGCAGUUGGACUAUGGCAUCUAUGUUAUCAACCAGGCUGGAGACACCAUUUUCAAUCGUGCUAAGCUCCUCAAUAUUGGCUUUCGAGAGGCCUUGAAGGACUAUGACUACAACUGCUUUGUGUUUAGUGAUGUCGACCUCAUUCCUAUGGAUGAUCAUAACACUUAUAGGUGUUUCUCACAGCCACGGCACAUUUCUGUUGCAAUGGACAAAUUUGGAUUUAGCCUACCUUAUGUUCAGUAUUUUGGCGGUGUCUCUGCUCUAAGUAAACAACAAUUUCUUACCAUCAAUGGAUUUCCUAAUAAUUAUUGGGGCUGGGGAGGAGAAGAUGAUGACAUUUUUAACAGAUUAGUUUUUAAAGGUAUGUCUAUAUCUCGCCCAAAUGCUGUUGUUGGGAAGUGUCGUAUGAUCCGCCACUCAAGAGACAAGAAAAAUGAACCAAAUCCUCAGAGGUUUGAUCGAAUUGCACACACAAAAGAAACCAUGCGCACUGAUGGUUUGAACUCACUUACCUACAAGGUGUUGGACAUACAAAGAUACCCAUUGUAUACCCAAAUCACAGUGGACAUCGGGACACCGAGCUAGCACUUUGGUACAAAUAAGAGACCUGAAAAUGGCCAGGGACCUCUGUUGUGUGUCUCUGCCAGUCUGCUGGGCUGGUCCCUCUCAUUUGUACAAUCUGAGUCAUAGGUCCCCUCACUCAUCAGCAGAUACUUUUCCAGAUGACCAGAAGAGUGGAAUAUUUUGCCCCCCACUUGGCUCGACACAUGACUUAGUUCUACAGGGUGUUUGUCGGUGUGAAAACUAUCCACCUUUGGAGGCCUCUUGGCAUGGCAUGGUAUCACCCAAGGAGUUAGUAUUUUACACGGCUCAAAAUUUGGUGACUUGUGGAAUUCAUUCCCACUGUUAAGUUUCUAAAUUGUGAAAUGGGUAAGAAGCUGGCUUUUAAUUGUAUUCUUUUCAACUUCAUGAAAAAUUGGAUAGUACUGCUGAAUUUAGAUUGGUAUGCUGUUUUUGGUUAUCCUAUUUUAAACAGAAAAAAAAAACAACCCACAAAAUUUCAAUCAGUUUCCUGUCCCUCUCUACCGUUUUUUUCCCUAGUGGUAUGCAACUAUUACAAUUAUUGUAAUAGUGUGUGUUUUCAGCAAAAGAAUAUCUUAAAACUUGAGCCUUGAACCUUUUGUCCUGCUAAUGUAUGAAUUCCAAGGCAAGUUUUAGCCCUGGAGCACAAACCUAGUGUGUUUUCACUUAUUGUGCCUAUCUCCAGAUUGAUUGAUUUCUGAAUGUAAAGAUUCUUUUUUUUAAAGAAGCAGUGUGUAGUAUUUUAAAGAACAAAUCAAGUUCUAAUUAUGAUACAGCUUGAUUUUGUGUUGAUCCAAAUUUUCAUAGUUGUUUGUCAUUAAGUCAUGACAAUUUAUUUUUCUGGGCAUGCUAUGUAAACUUGAAUUUCCUAUGUAUUUUUAUUGUGGUAUUUUAAAUAUGGGAAGGGGUUUGAGUUUUGUUUUUUUUUUUUUAGGGGGAAAAUAUAAUGUAUGCUGUAGUGGCCACAAGUGGGCCUCUGAUUUAGCUGGCAGGCCAGGAUUUAUGAAGAGCAAAACCACCUUUGUGUCCCCUGGCCAGGGCAAGGCUUUCCAGUCAGCAUUAUCCUGCCAGAUCUUUGGGGCAGAGACUUGGGAGAGAGCCUCUGUCUACCAGACAUAACUACCCACCUUUCCUAGGUGGGCAGGGCAGAGGGAACCUCAGCCUCCUGGAACUGACCCUUCAGGGCUCUAGGUUGUGUGGUUCUAAAUAACAGUACAGCUUGUAUGUUUACCAUCCCUUAGCACCUUCUGUUCUGGCUGGUACUGCCUUCCUCCCAAGAGCCUCUGAACCACCCUUCCUAGCCCAUCCUGUUUUACCAGUUCUUCACCUAUUCUUCUCUGGCCUGCCUGUCUGUCUGCUCCCUUCUUUCCCCACAGGUUUUGUUCUUUUGCCUCUUGGCUGUUUUCUAAAACUUGCCUGUGACACUCAGGGUAAAACUGACUAUUCGUUCUCAGCCUUUUAACCAGAGAUCUGGAGAGUUCAGCUAAACCAACAGCCAACUCUUCCUGAGAAUUCUGGUACCUAAAGCCUCCCAUCCCUCUCAGGGUUUUAGCAGGUGCUGCACCUGGUGAUGGUACCCACCAACCCCCAGGGCUUUCAUUCACAAACCCAUUUCUGCAGGGGGAUGGGUAAGCUGCCUGGGGUGAGAUGGCAGGGGCACUUCUAACACAGAGGCCAUUGCCAGGUCCAGCCUGGGCUGAAGGCCUAAGAUUCAGCCUCUUAAUCCCAAGAGUUGAACCUUUUGCUUUUGGCAGACAGGAUCCCAACCACUGCCCUCAUGGGUACCAGCCCUGAGUGUGCAGGCUGAAUGUUACCUGGCCCUAAUCCUACCCGUGCCUUUAUUGCUUUGAGCAUCUCCAAUGCCAACUUGGUUCUGUUUCCAGAAGCCUUUGUAUUGAUUAGCAACUAUCUUCCUCUGAAGAAACACCAAUUCCAACCUUUCAACAAUGCUAUUAAGACAGGCUGCACUUGACAAAAGUUUUGGGAAAUGCAAAGGCCUUUCUUCCUGUUCCCAGACCCUGACUGUUCCAAAGUGCCUUAAAGAAAGGAGAUAAAUGCCCUGAGUGAUAACUUUUUGUUACCUCCUUUACUAUUAAAAUUCUGCCUUUCCCCCCCUCUCCCCCAUAGCAUUUUCUUCUGUAUUUUAUAUAAUUCAUUCUCGGGACCAAGGGAAAUUCUGCUUUGCCUGUAUCCCCGACUUUGCAGACCCAUCAAGUGCUCUCAGGGUUCUUCUUCCUCCAGGCCCAAGGCUCAACCAGGGCAGGGUUUGGUCUGGAUGCUUCAUCUGUGAGAUGCUUUGGUCUAUUUCCUCACUGGGGAUUUGAGAGCUGAGGAUUCAGGGAGCAUUUCCUUCACCUGGAGUUACGACCAGGUGUUGUCAUAUGCUGUGCCUUUCUCUUUCUGUCCUGUUGCUAGUAACCUGUGUGAAGUGACCUUUUGGGAAGAUCAGUGGGAGAGGUGGUGACACAGGAAAGAAAAUGCUGUUCUCACCUUCAGCCUGGGAAGGGUGCUCCACACAGCCAGGAUUACAAACUUUACUAUUCUGAAGACCUGAUAUGCUGUGUAUUUUGGUUUUCCAUGUAUGCAAAUAUGUGUAUUUACUGGGGAGGGGGGGAGGAUUCUGACCCUGGCGUUCAGAACAAACAACUGUAUUUUUGCCUUUGAAAUCCAGUAAUCUAACGUGAAUAAAUGACCCUAUCUUUGUAAC